Molecule: messenger RNA, 1614 nt
Organism: Galleria mellonella (greater wax moth)
Lineage: Eukaryota; Metazoa; Arthropoda; Insecta; Lepidoptera; Pyralidae
Exons: 1
Coding region: 188-1522 (444 amino acids)
Source: RefSeq, a predicted model, not a curated record
GGUAGAUGAAGAUGGCCACAGUCCAUAUAUUCCAGGAGCACUGACAGAUCCCGAUAAACGGCAUGAAAGUCACGAUUUGUUAGUUAAAGAUGCAAUAGAGCAACUGCACGGUCCGCAGGAGGACGAAACAGAUAAAUUUUGGCGAAAAGUAGCAGAGAAUGCGAAGGAAAAUGUUCGAGAUCAGAACAUGAAAUAUACUAAAAAGAGUGAGACGCCAAAAUUACCUCACGUAAAUGUAUCGCAAAACUUUCAGUUUGCGAGGAGAAUGCAUGUUGGUAAUUUAGAGCAUCAACCUCUACCAGAUACUUUGGGAUACAGAAACUUAACUAAAAUCGCUGAACAUAGAGAUUCGGAUAUUAUUGUCAAGCCUUAUGCAAUAGGCUGGAAAGGGUACGGUGCCGCCGGUCCUACUUGUUGUACUAAGAUGCGAGUACACAGACCUAAGACCUGUGAUCAUAAAAAGAGCGAGGGAGACAAACAUGAACAAAAAAGACCUUCCACUUCUGCUCCCGAUUUAGGCGGUCAGAACAAGAAAUCACUAUCGCUCAUGGAUCUAGCUAUUUGUUGGGAUUUUCGACCAGAUGAUCCUAAAUCUGAGCCACGACCACCUAAGCAUAUAGAUGGCUCCAAUGGUUCAAAAGCACCGGCUGUGUUUACAAUGGUCCAUACUCCUAAAGAAGAAACAGAACAGGCAAUAGCUGGCCAUACGAUGCCAAUUUUUCAUCAAAAUCGUGCUGGAGAUGAUCCCGGGCAUCAUCCUGUUCCAUAUUUUGAAAAAGAUAUGGCAAAGGAAAAGAGAAGAGAUUCUUGUGAGGUACAACACUGUCCUCAACAUAACUAUGCCGAGAAAUACCAGAACAAUAAAAGUAAUAAUAAAAGUUCUAAAUCUUCUAGCAGAAAAAGUUCUGGCAAUUCAGUGAAAAAGUCUCAGUGUGAUGGUAUACACGGAUGUGGUACACCAAGCGAAACAAGUCGGGAAUCAAAUCGUGAUUCGAGACCAGAUAAGCUGCAACCCAUUAAAGACGCUUGGAGUGCCGACACGAAAAAGAAUAAUCACGAUAUGAAUAGAAAUCGCAAUAGUUUAGAAUCGUAUGAAAAAACUCCUCUAGCGCAAGGAAAAUUGCAUCAAAGUUCGCCGAACGAAUCACAACUGUCUAAACGUUCGAAGGAGAGCGAUUCGAUUAACACUAAGCAUCGGAACUGUUUGCCUUGCCACGAAAAAUUGCAUCAGGAGCCGAAGCAGAAAGAAGACUAUAAAUUCGCUUUUAAAGCUGGAAACCCGAAUUCUGUACAAAGCGUUUCUAGUACAACGGACUCGAAGGGUCUGAAAAUCCCUAAGAUGCGUCACCCGUACUCAAAGAAAUCAUAUACUAUACCUACUCUCGCACCACCCUUCAGCAUCUGGCGUGACUCGAACGCGAGUGGCUACCCUGAGCAUUGGAGAUUGGCCAGUGUUUACCAGCACGCAUACAAACCGCCUGAGCAAAGGCGUAAGCCACUCAUUGAAAGUGUUUACCAGUGAAUUCUAUAAUUGCGAUAUACAUAUUCAUUAUUAAAACACAAACAUAAUAAUAAUGUUUAUUGGGUCCAAUAAUCAAUGUAUAAUUUUUAAUU